UGCCUACGUCGCAAGAAUCGAUCUGGUAAAUACCUUCAGUUCAGUACAAAGUCAUCUAGCACAGCCAUGCAGUCUCAUGUAUUGCUGAUCGUCUGUUGCAGAACGGAAAGUAGAAAGUUGCAGAACGUCAGAGACAGUCAACGAGAUCGUGGAAACAAGUAAAAAAGACGUCGUUCCUGACGAUGAAUACGAUUACUACAUCUGGACAAGAAAAAAGAACCCGUUUGGUGAUUUAUCUCAACCGUUCCCUAAAGAUGACGAACCUUCAAUGAUCGACCACCGUCAAAUUGAUAUCGAUGGUGUGAUCUACGACAUUCCUCAAUCUCUACUACCUCGAACAUUGACGCAGGCGAGCGGAGUUUACGACAAACUCGAGCCCAUAGAUCCAAACAAGCAACUAGUCUUAGACGGACAGAUCUACGACAUUCCACGCAAAUUACUAAAGCAACAGAUUGCCAUAGAAUUGAGUGUCCUGGUACCGGAGGUGAGACGGUCUCCGGUACCGUCCAGUAGUCAAGUCGACAUAAGUGGCAAAGAUGAUGUCAAACUAGAUGUUGACGCCAUUUCGUCAAAACUGUCAAUUGUAAAUCUUCCGAAAGAUGUGAAGCAGAGAGGUCGAUCCCUUACUGAACCUAUCUAUCCAAAACUGUCUACUAUACACAUGUCUGCCAACAUGUAAGAGUUCGCUCAUAAAAAUGAAUCAAUUCGGCGUUUGAUUGCUAUUUGGAAGAAACUAGAAUUUUGUUAUAA
Corticium candelabrum is the source of this 750-nucleotide messenger RNA. RefSeq lists its product as uncharacterized. The transcript has a single exon. The coding region runs from base 269 to 679 and encodes 136 amino acids. NCBI's taxonomy places the organism in Eukaryota, Metazoa, Porifera, Homoscleromorpha, Homosclerophorida, Plakinidae. The record is from RefSeq and is a predicted model, not a curated record.